Symbiodinium necroappetens is the source of this 11496-nucleotide messenger RNA. NCBI's taxonomy places the organism in Eukaryota, Dinophyceae, Suessiales, Symbiodiniaceae. The record is from the annotation of a GenBank genome assembly.
AUGUGUCAGACGUUGGCGUGCAAAACGACAGCACGCCGCGGUCUGGUUCGGACGGCGGCGUGCGGGGUUGAUCGUGUGAUCGUCGCCCUUCGCGGGGCGUUGAUGAUUGUUAGUGGAUCAUCGUCGCCCGGCUCGCACUCCGCCGUCCAGAAUAUGGACAUGACACAUGCGGGUUCGCAUGGUGCGUCGGCGGUUGGCGGGGGCGGGAUUGAGGGUGACGAUGGUCAUGUGGUCUUUCUUGUACAGACUGAGACGCAGAAGGGUACACCCGCGAUACGGGGCGUCAAGUGUUUUUCGGCACUUUUCUCGUUCGGAUUCAGUGUGAUCGGAAACGAUGAGGCGACGGACGAGCGGACGGAGACCACGGCGAACGGCGAGACGGCGCUGGCGACGCGCGAUGGCGACGGGCCGCGGCUGGAGUUCGGCGGGCGGUGGGACUACGCGCCGGCGCCGGAGUCGGUGAAGGUGGAGAUCGCGGCGUCGUACGGGCUGUUCAUCGACGGGAAGUUCGUCGACGCGAAGGAAUCGUUCGCGACGAUCAACCCGGCGACUGAGAAGCCGCUCGCGAAGAUCGGGGAGGCGAGCGAGAAGGACGUGGACCGCGCGGUGAAGGCGGCGCGGGCGGCGCUGGGGCCGUGGAGCAAGCUGCCGGCAAAGGAGCGGGGGAAGUAUCUCUUCCGGAUCGCGCGCCGGAUCCAGGAGCGGGCGCGCGAGCUGGCGGUGCUCGAGACGAUGGACGGGGGCAAGCCGAUCAAGGAGUCGCGCGACGUGGACAUCCCGCUCGCGGCGCAGCACUUCUUCUAUCACGCGGGGUGGGCGGACAAGCUUCAGUACGCGUUCCCGGGGUGCGCCGCGGGUGACAUUGAGCCGAUCGGCGUGUGCGGGCAGAUCAUCCCGUGGAACUUCCCGCUGCUCAUGCUGGCGUGGAAGAUCGCGCCGGCGCUGGCGUGCGGGAACACGGUGGUGCUCAAGCCGGCGGAGACGACGAGCCUGACGGCGCUGCGGUUCGCGGAGAUCUGCGCCGAAGUCGGGCUGCCGAAGGGCGUGGUGAACAUCGUGACGGGUCACGGCGGGACCGGCGCGGCGCUGGCGCGUCACACCGGGAUCGACAAGCUGGCGUUCACGGGGAGCACGGAGGUGGGCAAGGCGCUGGCGCGGAUCAAGGCGGAGCGCGGGGAUGGGAUCGGGCUCACGCUCGAGCUGGGCGGCAAGAGCCCGAACAUCAUCUUCGAGGACGCGAGCGUCGAGCAGGCGAUCGAGGGGAUCAUCCAGGGGAUCUACUUCAACCAGGGGCACGUGUGCUGCGCGGGGUCGAGGCUGUUCGUGCAGGAGUCGAUCGCGGAGGAGGUGGCGGAGAAGCUGCGGAUCCGGCUCGCGUCCCUGCGCGUGGGCGACCCGAUGGACAAGAACACGGACGUGGGGGCGAUCAACUCGAAGGGGCAGCUCGAGACGAUCGAGCGGUACAUCGACAUCGGCGCGCGCGAGGGGGCUGUUCUCCACAAAGUCAACGGCUCUCCGCUCCCGAAGAAGGGGUACUUCUGUGCGCCCUGCUUCUUCACGGACGUGCAGCAGAGCCACACGAUCGCGCAGGAGGAGAUCUUCGGCCCGGUGCUCGCGGUGCAGACGUUCCGGACGCCGGAAGAGGCGCUGAGCCGGGCGAACAACUCGCCGUACGGCCUCGCGGCGGGUGUGUGGACGGACAAGGGGGCGAAGAUCUUCGAGAUCGCGAGCAGGCUGGAGGCGGGCGUGGUGUGGCUCAAUACGUACAACAAGUUCGACGCGGCGAGCCCGUUUGGUGGGUUCAAGGAGAGCGGGUUCGGGCGGGAAGGGAGCGGACGGGUCGGAGACGUUGAGAUGGCGCGUGUUCUCCCGACGAGUGGUCGGAUUCAAUACGACUUGCGUGACGGGUUUGUCAGGGUGGAUUCUCGUCCGCAGCGGCAGUUCCUUGCGGGUUCUUUCAUGUGCUUCUGGUUGAUCGGCUGGGCGAUCGGCGAAGUCAUUGCCAUCGGCAUUCUCGUUUCGGGAUUUGUGACGUCGGGUUCGAAUGGAUCGGGAAGCGGGGGCGGCUUGUUCGCGGGUGGCAUCAGUCUGUUCAUGGUCGUGUGGCUCGCGGGGUGGACGCUCGGCGGGGUCAUGGUGUUCCGGCAGGUGUUCUGGAUGUUCGCGGGGCGUGAGCAGAUAGAAAUCACGUCGCUCUCGCUGACCCACAGGGUCCGGUCGCCGAUCAUGAGCAAGGUCAAGGAGUACGACCUCGCGGAGAUUUCUCGGAUGCGGGUCGCGUCGUUCAACCCGCAUCAGGCGCAGAUGAACGCGAUGAGAGGCGGGAUGGACUCGAUUUCGUUCCGGUACGGCGACAAAACCUGCACGAUGGGCCGUUCGUUGAGCAACGAUGAGGCGGAGGACGUGCUCGAUCGCGUGCGGGCGAUUUUUCCGGAGAUUGUGGUGGACAACAAUGUCUUGAGCGGCACCGGUUUGCGCGUUGCGCGUCUGAACUGGCGUUCUGAAUCAAGGAGUACUCGCAUGAAGAUGAUCGAACGCCUGGUGUGGAUGGUCGCGGUGGUGGUUGGACUCGUUCCGUCUUUGGCGCUCGCGCAGAUGGAGGGGCGGGGAGCGUACGAGGUUGUCGGUCCGACGAUCACGGUGACGGGGGAGGGGGCGGUGGACGUGACGCCCGACACGGCGGUGGUGGAGCUGUCGGUGAUCGAGUCGGGGGCGACGGCGGAGCGUCUGGCGGAUUCGAUCGCGCGGAGCAUGGAGCGGGUGCUGGACGAACUGAAGAAGCUGGACCUCCCGGGCGCGGAAUUCUCGACGACGAGCGUGUCGAUCGAGCCGGUGUACGAGGGGCAGAGCGACGAGGACCGGCGGCUCCGGAAGCGUCCUCGCCUGCUCGGGUACCGGGCGGAGAGCACGGUGGGGGUGCGGACGAGCGGGCUGGAGCGGGUGAGCGAGAUCAUCGACGUGGGGACGCGCGCGGGGGCGAACUCGGUGGGGGAGGUGCGGUUCGUGCUCGAGGACGACCGCGAGGCGCGCCUGCGGUCCCUGGCGCUGGCGGUGAAGGACGCGCGGGAGCAGGCGGACGCGAUCGCGCAGGCGCUGGGCGUGGAGGUGACGGGGCUCGUGAACGUUGGGGGGACGGUGUACGGCGGGGGCGGGUACUCGAUCUUCGAGAACGAGGACGUGUCCUGGCACGAGUGGAUCGAGGUGGGAAAGGUGAUGGCGAUGAAUCGUCGGAUGGCGGGCCUGGUGAUCGGGAUGGCGGCGGUGUUCUCCUCGGCGGCGGUGGCGAUCGCGCAGGAGGGCGCGGCGUGCGCGUGCGCCGGGUGCGCGUGCGCGGGGGCGGGGUCGGUUCUGAGCGUGACGGCGACGGGAUCGGUGGAGAUCGACCCGGACCGCGCGAUCGUGAGCGUGGGCGUGGUGGAGGAGGGGGACACGGCGCAGUCGGCGAUGCACGCGGUGAACGCGAAGCUGGCGGAGGCGAAGGCGGGGAUCGAGGCGCUGGAGAUCCGCGGGACGCGGCUGAGCACGAGCAACGUCUCGGUGUACCCGGUGUUCGAGAACCGGCCGCGGGCUUUGCGGGGAGAGGGCGAGGCGCCGACGAUCGUGGGGUACCGGGCGAGCAACACGCUGCGGGUGCAGAUCGACGACAUCGAGCGGACGGGCGAGGUGAUCGACGUGUCGGUGAAGUCGGGUGCGAACCAGCUGCAGGGUGUGGAGUUCACGACGCGUGACCCGUUCGAGGCGCAGACGCGGGCGCUGGCGGAGGCGACGAUGCGGGCGAAGACGAAGGCGAACGUGAUGGCGGGGGCGAUGGGGGCGACGAUCCGGCGGGUGGUGAGCGCCCAGGAGAGCGGGGCGACGGCCCCGCCCUCUCCGAGGUACGCGCGGGGGGAAACGAUGAUGAUGAGCGACAUGGCGCCGACGCCGAUCGAGGCGGGGAUUCUCACGGAGGCUAUGACGAUGAGACGGUGCGCGACGGUUCUGGCGGUGAUGGCGGGGUGCCUGGUGAUCGGCGGAUCGCUGACGGCUCGCGAGGCGAGCGAGCGUCCGGCGGACAUGACCGAGAAGGAGAAGGUCGGGUACGCCGUGGGCUUCGACCUGGGGAUCCUGACGCUCGAGCAGAUCCGGGCGGACGGGGUGGUCGUGGAUAUGGAGAGCUUCCUUCGUGGCAUCUCCGACGCGAUGCUGGAGCGCGAGCCGCGGAUGAGCGGGAGCGAGAUCUACGCGUCGCUGGCGGACCUGGAGCGUGAGGUGAACGACCGCCUCGCGCAGGCGCGGCUGUCGGAGGACCCCUCGUUCAAGCUGGUGCACGACGAGAACCUCCGCCGGAGCCGCGAGUUCCACGAGACCUUCGGCGCGAAGGAGGGCGUGGUGACGCUGGACAGCGGGGUGCAGUACAUGGUGGUGGAGUCGGGAUCGGGUGACUCUCCGACGCUCGACGACACGAUCGAGGUGACGUUCCAGGGCCGGACGCUCGCGGGUCAGGAGAUCGGCGAGGCGGGGACGGUCCGGAUCGCGGUGGAGACGAUGCUGCCGGGCGGUCGCGAGGUGGCGCAGCUGAUGCGUCCGGGCGACACGUGGGUGAUCGCGAUCCCGCCGUCGAUGGCGCACGGCGCGGCGGGCAAGGCCGUGGGACGGACGGCGCUUUUCAUCCUGCUCGCGUCGGUGCUUGUCUCCGGGACGGCGGAAGCGCAGUACGCGCUGGACCGCGGGCUCGGGGUGUCGCGGGUGAACGUCUCGACGACGAACCACCGCGGCCGCAUGACGGCGAGCCCGUACCGCGUGAACCGGAACACGGGGACGUUCGUGUACGACCGGUCGGCGGCGUACAACGACUCGGCGUACAGCAUGUACCAGCGGAUGGAGGUUGGCCGGACGCUGAACAACCCGACGGUGACGACGCAGAACUUCACGCCGCGUCAGCUGACGCCGCGGGGGCUCGAGCACGGCUCGACGAUCGGUCCGGACGUGCGCGCGACGUCGCGAGUGGCGCGCGGGACGUACGGGGUUCGGAACAACGCGACGCACGCGCACGGCGGGGUGACGUCGCGUGGGUACGCGUCGGUCUCGACGACGUACGCGGUGCCGACGACGCCGGAGACGUACACGCGUCCGGCGGCGCGGGCGAAUCCGGACCGGGUGACGGACCCGGUGGUGACGGAUCGCGCGACGGCGCGGGUCCACCUCCAGAGCGAGACGCGUGAGCUGAGCGCGACGGCGCAGGAGCGUCUCGCGACGACGGGCCACCUGCCGGAUCCGGCGCCGCUCACGCGUCGGACGUACUCGGUGAUCGGCCGGCACGAGACGUACAAGCUGUAUGUGGGCGGCGCGUUCCCGCGGAGCGAGUCGGGGCGCUCGACGAUCGUGCGCGACGAGGACUGGGAGGUGGUCGCGCACGUGUGCCACGCGUCGCGGAAGGACCUGCGGGACGCGGUGAAGGCGGCGCGCGGGGCGCUGAACGGGUGGCGGGGUCGCGACGCGUACAACCGGGGUCAGAUCCUGUACCGGAUGGGGGAGAUGCUCGAGGGCAAGCGCGGUGAGUUCGAGGACGCGCUGCGACGGGUCGUCGGGCUGACGAAGGCGGAGGCGGCGGACGAGGUGGACGAGAGCGUGGACCGGCUGGUCGCGUACGCGGGGUGGUGCGACAAGUACACGCAGGCGCUGGGGUGCCACAACGCGGUGGCGGGGCCGUACUACAACUUCACGGUGCCGGAGCCGACGGGCGUGGUGGUGUGCGUGGCGCCGGAGGCGCCGUCGCUGCUCGGGCUGGUGUCCGUGGUGGCGCCGGUGAUCGCGGGGGGGAACACGUGCGUGGCGCUGUCGAGCGAGGCGGAGCCGAUCACGGCGAGCGUCUUCGGCGAGGUGUGCGCGACGAGCGACGUGCCGGGGGGCGUGGUGAACGUGCUGACGGGGAUGCGGGCCGAGCUGCUCAAGUGGGCGGCGGAGCACCGCGAGGUGAACGCGAUCCACGCGGGCGGGCUGAGCGACGACGAGCGCCGCGCGGUGGAGCUGGGGAGCGCGGAGAACGUGAAGCGGGUGGUGGUGCGGGACGGGGAGACGGACUUCUUCAAUGCGGAGUCGUGCACGAGUCCGUGGUGGAUGGAGCCGUUCGUGGAGAUGAAGACGAUCUGGCACCCGUCGAGCGCUGGGUGGUGGGGGUUGAAAACGGGAAUGGCGUCAACGGGAAUGGGGGGUUGGCCGAUGGGAAGGGCGGUCGCGGUGCGCGACGGCGGAGGAUACGAGCCCAUGGGCGCGGACGAAUCGAAGGCGGGCGGCGUUGGAUCGGUGAUGAACGGUGAGCUUUCGGCGUCGGUCGGCGGCUCUGCGACGGAGGAGACGCAGGGUCCGCCGGUCGCGUCGGUCGACGAGGAAUCAGAGUACGGCGAGCGCGAGGCGUCGGUCUCGCCCGAGCGGCGCGCGGCGCUGUGCGGGGCGAUCGGCGGCGGGUGCGCGUUCGCCGGGGCGCUGGUGUGCGGGCUGUUCGGGGCGCCGGUGGUGCUGACGGCCCUCGCCGGCGCGUUCUGCGGGGCGGUUGGGACGCUGGUGUCCGUGCUGGUGCAUUUCUCGAAAUCGGCGCGCGAGGCGGUCGAUCGGCGCGAGUCGUUCGAGCGGGUGCUCGAGCAGGCGCUGGAGCCGAAGCGGACGGUGUCGUUCGAGUCGCUCCUGGCGUUCUGCACGGACGCGGAGCUGGGCGGGAUCGCGCAGCGGGUGCACGAGGCGCUGACGCGCACGCACCACCACCGCCUCGAGGCGGGGUGGCUGCGCCGCGAGAUGGACACGCUCGCGGACUCCAAGGCGAAGGCGAAGACGGCGGCGCUGCGCAAGGAGGCGACGACGGACCCGCUCACGAACCUGGUGAACCGACGCGGGUUCGAGGAGGGGUUCACGAAGCUCUUCCGCGAGGCGCGCCGGAGCGGUGAGGAGCUCGCGCUGCUCGCGAUCGACCUGGACAAGUUCAAGCAGCUCAACGACACGCACGGGCACGCGAUGGGGGACGAGGCGCUGGUCGCGGCGGGCCAGGUGCUCAACGCGGAGUCGCGCGAGACGGACAUCGCGGCGCGGAUCGGCGGGGACGAGCUGUUCCUGGUGCUCUACGACACGGACCGGACGCAGGCGGCGGGUGUGGCGCAGCGGAUCGCGCAGGCGUUCUCGAGCCACAAAAAGUCCAGGCAGCUCGGCGAGGACUGGCCGACGAUGUCGGUGGGCGUGGCGCUGUCGAAAUCCGACGGGGCGACGACCGAGGCGGACCUGCUGCAGUUCGCGGACGAGGCGCUGUACGCCUCCAAGCGGGCGGGGCGGUCGUGCUCGACGAUGUACGGCGACCUGAAGAGCCAGGGAGCGAUCGUGAGCCAGACCGAGCGAGCCAAAAACACGAGCACGACGAGCGAGGACGCGCGGUUCCCGCUGCUGCUGCGCGGGCUGUGCGUGAUCUUGUCGCUCGCCGUCGGGCUGAGCGCCGCGGCGGGCAUCUGGCUCGGCGUGACGCGGGGCGAAGAGCUGAUGCUCGGGUUCGAGAUCUGCGUGUUCCUCGCGUGCGUGUUCGGGGUGCUGACCGGCCUUGGGAAGUUCGGAUUCGCGCCGGCGCUGUCGAUGUUCAUCGUGGGCGGGACGGUGCUGACGGGGGCGACGCUGAGCGUCCCGGCGUUCUCGAGUGUGAUCGAGUCCGGGAGCGUGAGCCCGAACGCGCCGGGGGCGGAGCUGCUGCCCGCGGUGUACGUGCGGCUCGGGUGCGCCGGGCUGUUCUUCGGGCUCGCGGCGCUGACGGCGCUGGCUCAGCGUCCGUCGAAGUCGGUCCCGCUGCUGGUGAAGGGGAUGAUCCUCGCGGUGCCGCUCGCGGCGGUCGCCGCGGUGUUCGUGGUGGAUUCGAUUUUGAACAAGGUGCUCGCCCUGAACGGGAUCCUGCUCGCCGCGGUGGCGGUGGUGUCGCUGCUGGUGGUGAUCGGGUUCAUCGCGGCGAGCGGUCAUUACCUGAUCCGCGCGUUCGAGGACGCGGAAGGCGCUGACGAGGCUCUCGCACGCGCGGGAAUCGUGGGCCUUCAGCUCGAGUCGCUCGGGCGAGGGCCAGCCCUCGAUGUUGAGCAGGAAGACGUUGUCGCCCGGGAGCUGGGUGACGGAGAGGUUCUCGAUGGGGGUGUCGAGGGUGACGCCCUUUCGGGUGGGGUCGGGGCCGGAGGGGUCGGGGAGGGUGACGAGCAGGCGCCGGUCCGUGAGGAUGAGGAACCGGGAGAUGCGGAGGGAGAGGGAGGCGGCCAGGAGGGUUCCGGGUCCCGGGAGGAGUGUGGCGAGGAGGAUGAGGGACUGCUGGGGUCCGUCGGGCCGUUUCUGGGCGACGCCCCAGCCGAUGAUCCGCUCGUCGGGGUCCAGCGAAUCGCGCAGGAGGGUGCGGAGCUGGAAGGGCGAGGAUCGAAGAAGAAGGAGCCUGUCGAGCUGACGCCCGGGCACCGCGUUGUCCUGUUGAAGGGCAAGGAGCGGUUCCUGAUGGGGCUGUUCGCGGACCAGCUGAUCGAGCGGCUGCGCGAGACGCACGGGGACGUGGAGGUCUCUCGGUUCGACGGGGCGGAGGCGACGCCGGCGGACGUGCUGGACGAGUGCCGGAGCUUCGGGCUGCUGAGCGCCCACAAGGCGGUGGUGGUGCGGAACGCGGAGGACUUCGUCUCGAAGGAGCAGCGGGCGCUGGUGGAGCGGUACGCGCAGUCGCCGAGCGAGGGGGCGACGCUCAUUUUGCAGGCCGAGGGGUGGCGACCGGGGAAGCUGGACAAGAUGAUCGAGGCGGUGGGGGCGAUCAAAGAGUGCGACCUGGUGAAUGAGACACAGGCGAUGCGCUGGGCGGUGGGCCGCGCGAAGGUGCGCCACGGGGGCGAGCUGGACCCGCGGGCGGCGGAGGAGCUGGUCGCGCGGGUGGGGCCGGACCUGGGGCGGCUGGACAGCGAACUCGGGAAGCUGGUGAGCGCGGCGGGGGCGGGGCGACCCGUGACGCGGGAGCUCGUGGCGGAGAUGGUGGAGCUGAGCCGCGAGCAGGCGGUGUGGCUGAUCCAGGGGGCGCUGGCGAGCGGCGACGCGUCGCGGGGAUUGCACAAGCUGCACGAGCUGAUGGAGACGAGCGGGAUCGACGCGGUGCCGAUGCGGUACUUCUACGCGGACGUGGCGCGGAAGGUGCACCAGUACGCUCGGGCGCGGGAAUCGGGGAUGCCGGGGAACAUCGCGAUGCGUCAGGCGAAGAUGUUCGGGGACGGGGUGAACGAGAUGGUCUCGCUGGCGGAGGCGGUGGGGGGCGAGGGGGCGCGGGCGCUGCUCCGGGCGAGCGUGGAGGCGGAUGUUCGGGGGAAGACCGGGCAGGGGGACCCGGUGCGGGGUCUGGAGAUGCUCACGGUGCGUUUUUCGGAGGAGUGGCGCUUCGAUGACUCUGGGCCCGCGUCGAUGCGGGCGGAAGGCAGGACGCCGAUGUCUGGACGGGGACGGAUCGCUCUUUCAUCGUUUCGCGUGAUCGCGCUGGGGCUCUGCGCCGGGGCGGGGCUAUCGCUCUCGGGGUGCGGGACGGGCCAGGCGGCGAGCGCGGACGCGUCGCCCGGCGAGUUCGAGGAGACGACGAAGCUGCUGGAUGAGUACGCGGCGCGGAACGCGACGGCCGAGCGGGAGAUCGCAUCGAGCGAGGCGGGGGAGCUGCGGUCGAACGUGACGCCGGUGACGACGGCGGAGGGUGAGAUCGUCCUGGACGACGAGGCGACGCGAGCGGCGCGGGGCGAGGCGGACGCGACGCCGGCGGCACGGGCGAAAACCGCGACGGGCGCGGACCUGGACGCGCAGAUCGAGUCGUACGCGACGGAGCUGGCGGUGAUGCUGGCGGAGCGGGCGACGCGGGACGAGUUCGGCGUGGGGUACGGGGAUCUGGCGCGGCUGGCGAUGCUCGACGCGGUGGCGCCGGGGCUGUUCAACACGUACUACCUCGACGCGGCUGGGGCGACGGCGCUGACUGACGCGCAGCGCGAGGCGCUGACGCUGUGGCGGGCGCUGGUGCUGGACGCGGUGGUGGAGAUGGAGGAUUCGCUCGACGAGGAGCGGCUGGUGUUGUACCGCGAGGUGCGGGAGCGCGAGGAGGCGUGGCGCGAGUGGGGGGAGCUGACGAUCUCGGACGCGUCGCUGUGCACGGCGGUGUACGGGUACGGGCACUACGACGCGAUGAACGCGGACGAGGAUGGGCGGUUCCGGCUCAUCGCGGGACGUCGGUACCGGGCCGUGGUGUACGUGGAGGUGGAGGGGUUCACGCACGAGCCGGCGGUGCGCGAGGGCGUGGAGGGGUUCGAGAGCAGCGUGGCGCUGGGGAUGAGCCUGUACCAGCAGCAGGGCGAGGGGAGCGGGUCCGCGGGGGGAGCGGGCGACCUGCUGACGUGGAAGACGAGCGAGGAGUCGGUGAAGGAUUUUUCGCGUCGGGCGCGCCGGGACUAUUUCCUGGUGCAGACGGUGGAGCUGCCGGAGACGCUCUCGACGGGUCGGUACACGCUGAAGGUGCGCGUGCGUGAUCUGUCGAGCGAGCGUCAGACGGAGCGUCUGGUGCCGAUCGACGUGGUGUCGCUGGAGGGGGCCCGCGAAGACUCUUCUGGAUUGCUUGUGGUGAUCUCGGGGCCCUCGGGCGUCGGGAAGACGACGAUCACGCGCGCGGUGAACGAGCGUCUGGGCGACACGGUGUUCUCCGUGAGCGCGACGACGCGGGCGCAGACCGAGGCGGACCGCGACGGGGUGGACUACCACUUCCUGACGGCGGAUCAGUUCGACGAGAAGGUUCGCGCCGGGGCGUUUUUGGAGCACGCGGAGUACGCGGGCAAGCGGUACGGGACGCUGCGUGAGCCGGUGGAGGCGGCGCUGGCGGACGGCAAGACGGUGCUGCUGGAGAUCGACGUGCAGGGGGCGGAGCAGAUCAAGGCGCGGAUGCCGGGGGCGUUCGCGCUGUUCGUGCUGCCGCCGAGCGAGGACGACCUGCUCGCGCGGCUCCGAAACCGGAAGCGCGAGGGGGAGGAGGCGAUCCGGCGCCGGUUCGAGAUCGCGAAGAACGAGAUCGCGCGGGCGAAGGCGUGCGGCGCGUACGACGUGUUCAUCGUGAACGACGACGUGGAGCGCGCGAUCGACGAGGCCCUGACGCUUGAUCAGGUCGAGGAAUUCGAGGUUCGAAUAAGUGGGGGUGAACAGUCUCAAUCGGACGGCCUUGAGCGCGUCGCGGACGGUGACCGGAUCGAGAUCGUCGAGAUUCGAUACGAAUUCAUCGGGGUGCAGCGACUCGACACCGUAUCGAGCGAGGGUGCCGCGUGGGAAGUCUUUCAGGUUGACGGUCACGAUCGCGUCGGCGUUGCAACGGAUCGCCGCGGCGAGGACGUGCCGGUCGUUCGGGUCGGGGAGAUGCAGGCUCUCGAUAAUUUGCUCGUAUCCCGUGACCAAAGCGCUCGGGACCGCGCGAUCCAUGUGCGAGCGUGUGCGUGCGAGGUUUUCUGGUUUCAGGUCGGGCCUUGA